Molecule: messenger RNA, 2444 nt
Organism: Melanotaenia boesemani (Boeseman's rainbowfish)
Lineage: Eukaryota; Metazoa; Chordata; Actinopteri; Atheriniformes; Melanotaeniidae
Gene: mpp3a
Product: membrane palmitoylated protein 3a
Exons: 20
Coding region: 197-2032 (611 amino acids)
Cellular component (GO): cell-cell junction; plasma membrane
Molecular function (GO): protein binding
Source: RefSeq, a predicted model, not a curated record
GGGGGGAAGAGGCGUCCACUCAGUGGCAGCAGGUUUGUGAGAGCAGCAGCCAGAGGAGGAGGAGGAGGAGGAAGCAGCGAGGAGGAGGAAUCAGAGCGAGAGAAACCGUGUGGCUGCAGUCAGGAGGGACAUAAACACUGACAGAGGAGGAGAUCCAGAGAGAAGAAAAGACUUCCCCUCCUCACCUCACUGACCCAUGAAAGAAGCCAUGCCAGUUCUCACAGCAGGAGCAGGGCUGCACGAAACGCUGGCCCUGCUGACCUCCCAGCUGAGGCCAGAUGCCAACCAUAAAGAGGACAUGGUCUUCCUCAAAGAUGUCUUCAGUGAGAAGAGUUUGGGAUACCUCAUGAAGAUACACGAGAAGCUGAGACAGUAUGAGAGACAGAGCCCUACACCCGUCCUCCACAGCGCCUCUUCUCUGGCUGAGGAUGUGACGGAGGAGCUGCAAAGUGGACCAAUGAGCACCGAGGAGAAAGAGCUGCUGCACCUGCUGACAUCACCACAUCUCAAGGCCGUCCUCUCGGUGCAUGACACUGUGGCCCAGAAGAACUUUGAUCCUGUGCUGCCGCCUCUGCCAGAUGACUUUGAAGACGAGUUGGAGGAAGAGUCUGUGAAGAUCGUAAGGCUGGUGAAGAACAAGGAGCCUCUGGGAGCAACUAUCAGGCGGGAUGAAGCCACCGGGGCGGUGAUUGUUGCUCGGAUUAUGAGAGGAGGUGCAGCUGAUCGAAGCGGUUUGGUCCAUGUAGGAGAUGAACUCAGGGAAGUUAAUGGAGUCUCUGUGAUCCACAAAAGACCCGAUGAGAUCAGUCAGAUGCUGUCCCAGUCGCAGGGCUCGAUCACUCUAAAAAUAAUCCCAGCCAUCAAAGAGGAAGACAAACUGAGGGAGAGCAAGGUAUUUAUGCGUGCUCUGUUUGACUACAUCCCCGUGGAAGACAAGGCCACGCCCUGCCAAGAGGCAGGCCUUCCCUUUAAACGAGGAGACAUCCUGCAGGUGGUGACGCAGGACGACCCCACGUGGUGGCAGGCCAAGCGAAUGGGAGACAGCAACCUGCGGGCUGGACUCAUCCCCUCCAAACAGUUCCAGGAGAGGCGACUGGCCUACAGGAUGAAAAUGGGCACGCUCCCGAAUCCAAAAUCCCCUAAAAAACCUGUCUCUGAACAUGGAUGUGACAAAGAGGACUGUGACUGUGAGGGCUAUUUCAAUGGACAGUACAUAGUCUCUCCUAAGUGUAAAGCAGUGGCGCCCUCCUGUGGCCAGGUGUUUUCCUGGGAAUUUUAUUCAGCUGGUUUGCGGAGAAGUUUCCGGCUGAGCCGUAAGGACCGACAGGGAUCAACGGGAGAAGGCUCCGAUUCUGGAGACCCAGAGUUCCUGACUUAUGAAGAGGUGACCCGCUAUCAGCAGAGGUCCAAUGAGAGGCCCCGCCUGGUGGUUCUGAUAGGAUCUCUUGGAGCCCGAAUCAAUGAACUCAAACAGCGGGUGAUAGCUGAAAACCCACAUCGUUAUGCUGUAGCUGUUCCACAUACUACCAGGCCGAAGAAACCCCACGAGAAGGAUGGUGUGGAGUACCACUUUGUCACCAAACAGCAGUUUGAUGCCGACGCUUUGAAUAACAAGUUCAUAGAACAUGGGGAGUACAAGGAGAACCAAUAUGGCACCAGUAUAGAAGCGAUUCGCUCCGUACAGGCCAAGAAUAAGAUGUGUAUAGUUGAUGUGCAGCCUGAGGCCCUGAAGAGACUGCGGACAGCAGAGUUCAAGCCGUAUGUUAUAUUUGUCAAACCUCGUGUUCCCGAGAGCAGACGCCGCCGCAGUGCAGCCACGUCACCAGGAGGUGGUGACCAUGGCCGCAUUACAGAUGAGGACCUUCAGGAAAUGCGUCAGUCUGCCAUUCAGAUUGAUCAGCAGUAUGGACACCUGGUGGACCGGGUCCUCAUCAAAGAAGACUCAUCCAGUGCUUGUGCAGAAUUGCGAGGCAUUUUGGAAAGGCUGGAGCGGGAAUCUUUCUGGGUUCCACUCAACUGGAUGCGGACCUAAACAUAACUCUCCUCCUCAAAACCCUUCUAGAGAAACUUCAGUCUUCUAACCCAAGUCUUGCUCUGGUCUUCUGCUAAUGAGCUUAAAUCUCCCCCCAAAGGCUGGCCAAGAGGGUCUGCUGAACACAGGGCUGGUCAGCCAGACCGGCACUGAGGCACCACAGGGAGAUGACGUAUAAUACCUCAAUUUUACAGUAAAGUUGAUCAACCAACUUUCCCAGAUAAUUAGAAGUUUAUUAAGUUACUUAAUGUUUUAUGGAUCUCUUAUUUUCCAACCAAAUUUGAACUGUUAAUUACAAGGAGAUUUCCAAAAAAGUACAAUGCAUCUUGCAAUAAUCGGAGAAAAGGAUUUGUUGUUCAAAUGAAUUCAGUUCCUAGAUUUAGAAAAAAAUACUUGAAGUUAUGCAGUUUUC